AUGCUUCUCAAAGCCGCUGAGACUAGACAUACAGAUGUCGUUCGGCUAUUGAUACGUAGGUUCAAAGACUUUGGUCAAGUCUACAAGGACAAGCAGCCGCUUCUGAUAGAAGCUGUCAAGAAAGAAGACUUGGCCUUGAUAUCUUUGUUAAUCGAACAUGGCGCCAAGAUCAACUGGGAAGACCCGACAAGCACCACACCUCUGAUGUGUGCCGCCAAAACUGGAAACCUGGACAUCAUCAGAUUGCUCCUUGCCUCUGGUGCCGACGUCAACUUCGCAGAAACAAGUGACAACUCUCCUCUCUUCCAUGCAAUUAAUUCGGCCAACCUGGAAAUCGCAAAACUGUUUCUGGCUGAGGGAGCGGAC
Molecule: messenger RNA, 366 nt
Organism: Cryphonectria parasitica EP155
Lineage: Eukaryota; Fungi; Ascomycota; Sordariomycetes; Diaporthales; Cryphonectriaceae
Product: ankyrin
Exons: 1
Biological process (GO): RNA processing
Molecular function (GO): protein binding; RNA binding; RNA nuclease activity
Source: RefSeq, a predicted model, not a curated record